Messenger RNA from Jatropha curcas, 2119 nucleotides. RefSeq names its product magnesium/proton exchanger (gene MHX). Gene Ontology annotation, cellular component: membrane. The record is from RefSeq and is a predicted model, not a curated record. Gene Ontology annotation, biological process: transmembrane transport; metal ion transport. Lineage: Eukaryota; Viridiplantae; Streptophyta; Magnoliopsida; Malpighiales; Euphorbiaceae.
UUUUUUUUUUUUUUUUUUUUUUUUUUAAAUAGAAAAUUUAUUAAUUAUGAUAAAUAAUGCAUCGCGUUACUUUAUUAACCAAAAACAAUCCAAGUCUCUAUCGCAAGCUUACCUACUAUAGAAUGCUUGCCAAACAUAACCUAGAUCUCCAUUGCAAGCUUCAGUGGCAGUAAGGUCUGCUAUAACUUAAUCAUCUAACCGAUACUUGACAUUGCUGUUCCUUGGCGCUUGAAUUGCGACUUUGAAGCCAAUUAAGAUGGUCUUGGGAACACAAGAUCAAAGCUAUAGAAGCAGAUUUGAAUUUCUCAAUAUUUUAGGGGUUGAAAAAUGUGAAAGCUACUUGCUUUUCCAUGGAGAAACUUCCCUUCGAAAUGGGUUUCGGACCUUUUUGUAUUUUGUUGGUCUGGCUUAUUGCUUCAUUGGAUUAUCAGCUAUAACUGGUCGAUUCUUCCGGUCCAUGGAGAAUGUGGUUAAACAUUCGCGUAAAGUGGUGGAGGUAGAUCCUUGCACUAAUACCCCAGUUAUAAGGUACGAGAAGGUUUGGAAUUAUGCAAUUGCAGAUAUAUCAUUGCUCGCAUUUGGGACUAGUUUCCCCCAGAUAUCAUUGGCUACUAUUGAUGCCAUUCGAAACAUUGGGAACCUCUAUGCUGGAGGACUGGGUCCUGGAACACUUGUUGGUUCUGCUGCAUUCGACCUUUUCCCCAUCCAUGCUGUUUGUGUGGUGGUUCCUAAAGCUGGAGAAUUGAAAAAGAUAUCUGACUUAGGAGUUUGGCUUGUGGAGCUCUUUUGGUCUUUCUGGGCUUAUAUUUGGCUAUACAUAAUUUUAGAGGUAUGGACUCCUGAUGUAAUUACAAUAUGGGAGGCCCUAUUGACAGUACUACAAUAUGGUUUGCUGCUAACACAUGCUUAUGCACAAGAUAAGCGUUGGCCUUACUUAUCUCUUCCAAUUGAAAGAACUGAGAGGCCAGAAGAGUGGGUACCGGAAGAGGAUGUUAAAUGCAAAUGUCAAAACAGUCUUAAUGAAGAGUACUCUGAGAUACCUCAAAUUCACGAGGAUCAAAUACUUCAGAUUGGCAACGAUCAAAGGAAUCUUGUUGAUAUAUUCUCUAUCCAUUCAACUGUUGGGACAGGUCCAGCAUAUCAGAAAGUGCCUGAAGCAGAUGGCGCAUCUGAAUCCUCCAAUAAAUAUUUUCACAGUGAACAAGAUUUUGCAGUGUUUGCUGUUUGGAAACAGCAAUUUGUAGACGCAGUCAUGCAGUUGGAGAAUUCAGAAUCGAGAAAACUGGAGAAUACUUAUAUACGGCUGGCAAAAGUUUUCUGGCAAUUAGUCCUUGCACCUUGGAGAAUUCUGUUCGCUUUUGUGCCUCCUUAUCAUAUUGCUCAUGGAUGGAUUGCCUUCAUUUGCUCUCUACUUUUCAUCAGUGGGAUAGCUUACAUUGUAACAAAGCUCACCGAUGUUAUAAGCUGUGUUACAGGAAUAAAUGCUUAUGUCAUUGCAUUUACGGCACUAGCUGCUGGAACUUCAUGGCCUGACUUGGUGGCAAGCAAGAUUGCUGCUGAACGUCAAAUAACAGCAGAUUCUGCCAUUGCAAACAUCACCUGCAGCAAUUCAGUGAACAUAUAUGUGGGUAUCGGUGUUCCAUGGCUGAUAGACACCGCCUACAAUUUCUUUGCCUAUAGGGAACCUUUGCGGGUUGAGAAUGCGUCAGGACUAGGCUUCUCAUUGAUUGUUUUCUUUUGUACAUCCGCAGGCUGUAUUGUUAUUCUUGUGUACAGGCGUUUGACAUUGGGUGCAGAACUUGGAGGGCCAAGGAUUUGGGCGUGGGCAACAAGCAUAUACUUCAUGUUGCUUUGGCUUAUUUUUGUGGUGCUGUCCUCCCUCAGAGUUUCUGGUAUCAUAUGAUGGGGAAUGUGUAUAUAUAUAUUUUUGGAUUUAUAGGAUUUGUGUAUUAUUUGCAGUAAGGGAUGAUAGAAACUCCCUUUAUAUUAUUCCGAUUUUGUAAGUGCCUAUUGCACCUCGUUUUAUUUUUUUAUUUUUUGCAAGACAAAUAACGGUAACAAUUGUCGGGUUGACCGGAUCAUAAUAUAUUUCAAUGCCCAAAGGCCAUAUUGUUACUAA